Molecule: messenger RNA, 1377 nt
Organism: Prorocentrum cordatum
Lineage: Eukaryota; Dinophyceae; Prorocentrales; Prorocentraceae
Source: the annotation of a GenBank genome assembly
AUGGAGCCCCCCUGGCGGUCGGCGGCCCUGCCCGACGCCUCGCCGGGGCCGCUGGCGCCGCUGGCUGCGCGGGCGGCCGCCGCGCUCCGAGCGGCCGCGCAGAGCGUCGCGGUCUUCGAGUCGACGGCGGGGGGCCUGGUGCAGGCGGCGCUGCAGGCGUGCCCCGGGGCGUCGUCCUACACGACCUGCGGCGCGGUCACGUACGGGCCGAAGAAGGCCGGCGCCGUGCUCGGCUCCUUCGACGCCUCCGCGCCCCGGCCGCCAGACGGGCCGUCCUACAAGGAGUCGAAGCGGGCGUGGACGUCCUCCCUGGCGAGGGCCAAGCGGGGCGAGGUGGGCGCGACGUGGUGCGUCAGCGAGAGCGGGGCGUGUGGGCCAACCUUCAACUUCCCCGACAUCAGCUGCGGCUUCACCGCCAUCUUCGUGUCCGGGCCUAUCGAGAAGGCCGUCUUCGUGGAGUCCACCCACGCCGACCGGGAGCAGAACAUGUGGGCCUUCGCCAAGGCCGCCCUCGACCUGCUGGCCGAGUGCGUGGAGGAGCACGCCGGCGCGUCUCCGCCGGAGGAGCACGGUGCCCCCCUGCUCCUCCCGAAGGAGGACAGGUACGGUGGCGUCGAGGUGGACGUGAUCGAGUCGAUCGACUCCGCGGAGGCGGUGGCCCGCGCAGGUGCGGAGCUCCGGGGACACCUGGCGGAGUGGCAGGCGGCCGGCAAGGGCGGGGUGUGGCUGCGGGUGCCGCGGAGCAGCGCGGCCUUCGCCGGGCAGGCCGUCGCGAGCGGCUUCGAGUUCCACCACGCGAGGCCGGGCUACGUGCUGCUGACGCGCUGGCUGCCGACGGAGAGGCCCUCGCCGCUGCCAAGCUACGGCUUCACCCAGAUAGGCGUCGGCGGGGUGGUCUUGAACAGCAAGGACGAGGUGUUGCUGGUGCAGGAGCGGGUGGCGCCGAUUCCCAUGUUCCAGAACAGCUGGAAGAUGCCAGGUGGCCUCGCAGACCCAGGCGAAGACUUUGGCCAGACGGUGCUCAGAGAGAUCAUGGAGGAGACGGGCGUGACAGCCUCGCUCGAGGGCGUCGUGAGCCUCCGGCACACCCACGGCGUUCGCUUUGGGCAGGGAGACAUUUAUGUUCUCGUGAGGAUGCGCGCAAUCGAGGAGGGUAUCAGCAUCGACGAGUCGGAGAUAAAGGAUGCCAGGUGGAUGGACAAGGAGACGAUACGAUCCCUCGUGGCUGAGCAAGGCGCGUCGUUGGAUGGCAGGGUUUCGGCCAACAACUGGAAGAUGAUCUGCAAUGCGUUAGAGGGGUCCCUGAUUGCUGUCAGUGAGCUCCCCAACUCGCGGGGUGGACGGCCGACGAUGCUUUACACGGCUUCCACAGUGUAG